GGACGAGGGCGACCCUAGGCCAAUCACCGCACACCCCAAGUAUACGCUCGAUCUCUACUUCUAAGAUUUUCGUCUGCAGCCACAAUAAGCUUAGGACCCCGGAGCCCUCGCUCGCCCUGCUGCAGCUGACGACUCCGCAUGCGGCCGCUGCUGGCCGUGUUGUGCGUGGCCUGCGCCGGUGCCUUCCUCUGUCCCCGGGCGGCGGCCGAGCAGAGGCUGCGCGUCUGCGGCCGAGAGCUGGCCGAGACGCUGAGCCUGCUCUGCAGGGACCGCGGAGGCUUCAACGACCCACCCCCGCCGCACCAGCGUGUGGCACGGCGCGGCGGCGUGGCCGACGACUGCUGCCGGCUGGGCUGCUCGCUCAGCACGCUGCUGCGCUACUGCAAGUUCGACGACGUGGUGCAGCCGCCGCAGGCACACGACGACGGCGACGACGCCUGCGUCGACGACGACGACGACGAGUUGUUCAGCCUGCAGCUCCUGCACGGGACGGAGGCGUGGUGCGGUACGUGGCAGCCGGCGAAGCCUGCGCCACCUAGUGGUGAAGUGGAGUGCACGUGUUCCAGAGGCGGCGGCGGCGAGCAGCUGGAGAACGUGGUGCGCAAGGUCCCGCGGAGGCCUCAGCGCCAGCGCCCUCGUCAGCUGCCUCGUCAGCCCCCUCGUCAGCCGCCUCGUCAGCCGCCGACGACCCCCGCGACUCGGCGCCCCGUCGUCAGAGGCACGGCGACGCCCUACUUCGCUGGCCGGCCCGUCGCCGUCGUCCUCACCCCUCCACACACUCAGCGCCAGCCGGCAACCCUCUAGCGACGCACGGACUCUUCUUCUUCGCUUCCACCCGUCCAUUCGCACCAUUACCUGAUCUCGUAUUUUCGCAUCCUCCACUGAGCACGUUGUUUAUGAAACCGCCCAUCUAUGUGUGUUCGUAGUACAAAUAAUAAACUCAU
Messenger RNA from Schistocerca gregaria, 944 nucleotides. RefSeq names its product insulin-like growth factor II. The record is from RefSeq and is a predicted model, not a curated record. Lineage: Eukaryota; Metazoa; Arthropoda; Insecta; Orthoptera; Acrididae. The transcript has 5 exons. The coding region runs from base 139 to 804 and encodes 221 amino acids. Gene Ontology annotation, molecular function: hormone activity. Gene Ontology annotation, cellular component: extracellular region.